AUGGAGGCCCUCUGUCGUUCGAUGCGUACCCCCCCGCCUCGAUGCGUACACCCGCUCGCCAUCCUUGUUUUUCCUCUUCUGUUCGGAUCCAAAAAAAACCUAGCCUCAUCACCGUCCUGGUGCUCGCCUCCGACCGAGGCCACGGCCGACGACGCCGUGCUGCAGCGGUUUGCGCUGGCGCCCGCCGACCCGGCGUCUAACUCCACCAUCUCCUUCAACGUCACCGCCACGUUGUCGCUCCGGAACCCCAACAUGUACCGGGCCAUCGAGUACGGCGCGCUCGGCGUGACCUUCUCCUUCAACGGCACCCGCUUCGACGACUCUGCGUCCGUGCCGGGGUUCAAGCACAAGGCGCGGAAGACGGCGACACGGAGCGUGAGAGUCGGCGGCGUGGGCAAGCCCAUCAAGCUGACCAGGCCCGGGGUGGGUGAGUUCCGGGCGGAGAACGACACGGGCAGCUUCGGCGUGGAGAUGCGGCUGGACACGAUGCUCCAGUACAAGGGCCGGUCCCACCCCACCUUCACGCCUCCUCGCGUCGUCGCAACCGCAGAUCUGGCCAACGGCCCCCGACCGAUCGACCCCCCUCCCCCUCGGCGCGGCGAGGCGUAG
Molecule: messenger RNA, 609 nt
Organism: Zea mays
Lineage: Eukaryota; Viridiplantae; Streptophyta; Magnoliopsida; Poales; Poaceae
Exons: 1
Coding region: 1-609 (202 amino acids)
Biological process (GO): defense response to other organism
Cellular component (GO): plasma membrane
Source: RefSeq, a predicted model, not a curated record